Molecule: messenger RNA, 676 nt
Organism: Arachis ipaensis
Lineage: Eukaryota; Viridiplantae; Streptophyta; Magnoliopsida; Fabales; Fabaceae
Product: DNA-directed RNA polymerases II, IV and V subunit 8B
Biological process (GO): DNA-templated transcription
Cellular component (GO): RNA polymerase I complex; RNA polymerase III complex; RNA polymerase II, core complex
Source: RefSeq, a predicted model, not a curated record
AAAAUUUUACGUAGCUACAGUACCCAGAAAUUUCUUACUGAGUGCGGUGAAAAGGAAGAAGAAAUUGCGAAAUGGUGGACGUUCUUUUUGAUGAUAUCUUCAGAGUGGAAAAACUCAACCCCGAUGACAAGAAAUACUUCGAUAAAGUAACACGCAUUGAAGCAAGAAGUGAGAGGUUUGACAUGUUCAUGCACCUAGACAUCAAUUCUGAGGUGUAUCCUUUAAAGGUUGGACAGAAAUUCGCCCUUUUACUUGUUCCAACUCUUAAUCUUGAUGGAACACCAGACACUGGCUAUUAUAUUGGGGGCAAUCGGCACUCACUCGCUGACAAUUUUGAAUACGUCAUGCAUGGGAAGCUCUACAAGAUAACAGAGGAUUCAACGCGUGAAAAUGUGGAGGUUCUUAUUUCAUUUGGUGGGCUUCUGAUGAUGAUGAAGGGAGAUCCCUCUCAUUGCAACAAGUUUGAGCUUGAUCAGAAGCUUUAUCUUCUCAUGAGGAAAGUAUGAUGAGAACUAGUGAAGGAAAAACAAAUUAAGGGAUCUGAAAAUUUUGGUUAUCGGCACCUUUUUGUAAUUACAUGUUAGAAGAAUUCAUAUACUGUUAAUCUUCAUGCUAACUAGAUAUUAAUCUUACUCUAACCAAAUUGUUUAAGGUGAGUAAAAUUUCUUUUAGCUUA